Molecule: messenger RNA, 1272 nt
Organism: Cricetulus griseus (Chinese hamster)
Lineage: Eukaryota; Metazoa; Chordata; Mammalia; Rodentia; Cricetidae
Source: RefSeq, a predicted model, not a curated record
AUGGGUUCUCUGGUCCUGCAGCUGAGCGCUGUCUUCUGCCUGAUGGCUUGCUCGGUUUCAGGCAGCCCCAUCAUGGGCCUUGAGCAGUCACCCCUGGAAGAAGACAUGCCCUUCUUCGACGACAUCUUCACAGAGCAAGACGGUAUGGACUUCAACACACUGCUACAGAGUAUGAAGGAUGAGUUUCUCAAGACGUUGAACCUGUCCGACAUUCCCCAGCAGGACACAGCCAAAGUGGAUCCUCCAGAGUACAUGCUAGAACUCUACAACAAAUUCGCCACGGACCGGACCUCCAUGCCAUCUGCUAACAUCAUCCGGAGCUUCAAGAACGAAGAUCUGUUUUCUCAACCGGUCAGUUUUAAUGGGAUCCGGAAGUACCCUCUCCUCUUCAAUGUGUCCAUCCCUCACCAUGAAGAGGUCAUCAUGGCCGAACUCAGGUUGUACACACUGGUACAAAGAGAUCGUGUGAUGUAUGAUGGUGUGGACCGGAAGAUCACCAUCUUUGAAGUACUGGAGAGUGUCGAGGGUGGCAAGGAUGAAAGGAACAUGCUGGUCUUGGUGUCAACAGAAAUCUAUGGAAUCAACAGUGAGUGGGAGACAUUCGAUGUCACGGAUGCCACCAGACGUUGGCAAAAGUCAGGCCCAUCUACCCAUCAGCUGGAGAUCCACAUCGAGAGCACACAAAACCAAGCUGAAGAUACCAGAAGGGGUCAACUGGAAAUAGAUAUCAGUGCCCAGAACAAGCACGACCCUUUGCUUGUUGUGUUUUCUGAUGACCAAAGCAAUGACAAGGAGCACAAAGAGGAACUGAGUGAAAUGAUAACUCAUGAGCAAGAUCUGGACCUGGACAUAGACAUGGAUGGUUUUUCCAGCAGACCUGAUGAAGAGGCCUUGUUGCAGAUGAGGUCUAACAUGAUUGAUGACUCUACUGCUCGAAUCAGAAGGAACGCCAAGGGAAACUACUGCAAGAAGUCCUCACUCUACAUCGACUUUAAGGAGAUUGGUUGGGACUCCUGGAUCAUCGCGCCACCUGGGUAUGAAGCCUACGAAUGCCGUGGUGUCUGUAACUACCCUCUGGCAGAGCACCUCACACCCACAAAACAUGCUAUUAUCCAGUCCUUAGUCCACCUCAAGAAUUCCCAGAAAGCUUCCAAAGCCUGCUGUGUGCCCACGAAGCUGGAUCCUAUCUCCAUUCUCUAUUUAGAUAAAGGUGUUGUCACCUACAAGUUUAAAUACGAAGGAAUGGCUGUGUCUGAAUGUGGCUGUAGAUAG